Phytophthora sojae is the source of this 507-nucleotide messenger RNA. RefSeq lists its product as hypothetical. Gene Ontology annotation, biological process: transmembrane transport; metal ion transport. Gene Ontology annotation, molecular function: metal ion transmembrane transporter activity. Bases 1 to 507 code for a protein of 168 amino acids. Gene Ontology annotation, cellular component: membrane. The record is from RefSeq and is a predicted model, not a curated record. Lineage: Eukaryota; Oomycota; Peronosporomycetes; Peronosporales; Peronosporaceae. The transcript is spliced from 2 exons.
AUGGCCGACGAAGAAACCUGCUGCGGCUGCGUCUCGCUUGACGAGAACGACUAUGACAUGGGCCUCCACAUUGGCGCCAUCUUCAUCAUCUUCGUCGUGUCCGCGGCCGGCACCAUGAUCCCCAUCAUCUCGCAGAAGAUCCCGCAGUGCAAGGCCAACUCGGUCAUCAUGGAGGCCAUCAGCGCGUUCGCGUACGGUGUGGUUAUCGCCACGGGUCUGAUCCACAUGGUCAACGAGGGCGUCGAAAAGCUCAAGAGCGAGUGUCUCGGCUCGAUUGUGGAGAACUACGAGAGUCUGGGUCUGGCGUUCGUGCUGAUCACGUUGGUGCUGAUGCACUUCAUCGAGUGCGAGAGCUCGGUGUUCUUCGGCGCGCAGGGAUCGAUGCUCCACGGGCACGGCCAUGCCCACGGAGAGUUCCUGUCGCGUCCGACGUGGCAGCGGUUCACGCUGUACGUUUGUCUGUGGCUCGGUGCCGGUCUGAUGGCGCUCAUCGGCAAGUGGGCCUAA